Molecule: messenger RNA, 843 nt
Organism: Oncorhynchus masou masou (cherry salmon)
Lineage: Eukaryota; Metazoa; Chordata; Actinopteri; Salmoniformes; Salmonidae
Product: GPALPP motifs-containing protein 1-like
Exons: 3
Coding region: 75-317 (80 amino acids)
Source: RefSeq, a predicted model, not a curated record
UCAGGGAACGACUGGAGGGAAAGGAGAGUGAAGAAACAGAACCGGUCCCUCAACUGUCUCACAAAGAGUUACAGAUGGCUGAGAAAGUGUCCAAAUACAACGAAACCAAGCGUGGCGAGUCUCUGAUCAGUCUCCACUAUGAAGCAGAUGAAGAAGAGGAAACUGGACGAGGGAGCCAAGAUGUGGAGAGACGAGCGUUUGACAGGGACCAGGACUUGCAAGUCAACAAGUUUGAUGAGGCUCAGAAACAGCGUCUGUUGAAGAAGUCCCAGGAGCUCAACACGCUCGGACACAGCAAGGAGAAAAUGUUCCUCUGAGACGAUCCGCACGCAAUAGCUCAGGAUUGGACAUUUUUUUGGUCACCUGACCCAGUCAAUGAUUGACGGGAACGUUCCAGGUUGACUUUAUUGCAGUCCAACUACUCAGAUGAUCAGAACACAUUGUGCUGAAUAUGAUCUGAACAGAACAGGUCGUAGGUCGUAAAGAUAUAACUUGUAUGUUUUUUUUUUUUAUAAAAGUGUGAAUGUCAGUUUGAUAGUUAAGAUUUUAGUCGUCACUCUUAUCCAGAGAGACUGAGGCCAUACGCGUUCUUACUUAUUAUUUCUCACAUACUGGUUUCCCCGUUGGGAAUCGAACCCACAACCCUGGUGUUGGAAGCUCCAAUGCUCUAUAACCAACUGAGCCACACGGGAACUCCCUCAUUCUUUUAGUUCUUUUAAAGGUUCCGAUGCGCAGCUGUUUUUUUUUUUAUCUUAAUAGCAAAUUAUUUCUGGGGAACAGUUAAGAACAUUACUGUGGUUUUGUUUUCAUUUAAAACGCAACAAAAUAAAUGAGCAGAAAUAG